Messenger RNA from Acanthosepion pharaonis, 657 nucleotides. NCBI's taxonomy places the organism in Eukaryota, Metazoa, Mollusca, Cephalopoda, Sepiida, Sepiidae. The record is from the annotation of a GenBank genome assembly.
AUGCGAACACUGACUCUAUAUCAAUAUGUUAAACUAUCUAUCUAUCUAUCUAUCUAUCUAUCUAUCUAUCUAUCUAUCUAUCUAUCUGAUAUACUCUCACAUAUAGAUGAAUGUUCUUCUUCUCCUUCACUUUUUUCUCUCUUUUCCUUCUCUUUUCUUUAUUCUUCCUUUUUCUUUUUUUUAUUUCUUUUUCUUUUCAUUCUCUUUCUUCCUUUUUCUUUUUCCUUCUUUCACUUUUCUUCUCUUUUUUCGCCCUUCUCUUUUUCUUCUUUUUUACUUCUCUUUUCUUUACCUUUUUUUAUCCUUCCGUUUUCUUUUACCUUCCGUUUUCUUUUUCUGUUUUUUAUUCAUUUUUUUUUAUUCUCUUUUCUUCCUUUUUCGUUUUCUUUUCCUUCCUUCUUUUCCCUCUAUUCUCUUUUCUUUAUCCUUCCUUCUUUCUUUUUUAUUCAUUUUUCUUUUAUUCUUUUUAUUCCUUUUUCUUUUAUUUUUCUUCUACUUUUCUUCUUUUUUCUUUCUUCUUUUUUCCGUUUUUCUUUUUCUGUUUUUCUUUUUUAUUAUUCUUUUUUCUUUUAUUCAUUUUCUUUACCUUCCUUCUCUUUUACUUCUCUUUUUCUUUUUCUUCUUUUUUUCACUUCUUUUUCUUCUUUUUCUUUGUAA